UCUCUCUUGUUCCCGCCAUAUUCGGCGACGUUUGAAACUUUCUUCCUCUUCCUCCUUUCAUUCGUAUUAAUCAAUUGAAUUUGCGAUUAAGAAAAAGAGAGAGAGAGUUAGUGAUAUUAUUGUAUAUUGUAUGAAGCAAGCUUAGCGAUCGAUCAGUGAAUAAUGGAGAAGUACCUUAGAGAAAACUUUAGCGUUCAGCCGAAGAACCCUUCCGAGGCGGCCCUCCUCCGAUGGAGAUCCGCCGUCUCCGUCGUCAAGAAUCCCCGCCGCCGCUUCCGCAUGGUGGCCAAUCUCGCCCAACGCGCCGACGCCGAACAAAAGCGCACGAAGCUCCAGGAAAAGAUACGGGUUGCUCUCUAUGUGCAAAAAGCAGCGUUGCAUUUUAUUAACGCUGGGAACCGUGGUGGUGGUUCCAUGCUCUCCAAAGAGAUUCAGGAAGCAGGCUUUGGAAUUGAGCCCGACGAAUUAGCCUCCAUUGUUCGAUCCCAUGACACCAAAUGUUUAGAACAUCAUAAAGGAGUUGAAGGAGUAGCAAGAGCUGUUCGUGUGUCAUUGCAAGAGGGCGUUAACACACUCGAUGUUCACCACAGACAAAAUAUCUAUGGUUUUAACCGCCAUGCCGAGAAGCCCCCAAAAAGCUUUUGGAUGUUCGUUUGGGAUGCAAUGCAGGACUUAACUCUAAUCAUCCUUAUGGUAUGUUCUUUUGUUUCAGUAGGUGUUGGAAUCCUAACAGAAGGUUGGCCAAAAGGUAUGUACGAUGGAGUUGGAAUCAUACUAUGCAUCCUUUUAGUGGUCUUUGUCACUUCAAUCAGUGACUAUAAACAGUCUUUGCAAUUUAAGGAUUUGGACAAAGAAAAGAAAAAUGUGAGCAUUCAAGUUACAAGAGACAGCAAAAGACAAAAAGUUUCAAUUCAUGAUCUAGUAGUAGGAGACAUAGUCCAUCUGUCAAUAGGAGACAUAGUUCCUGGAGAUGGGUUAUUCACGUCAGGUUUCGGUUUAUUAAUAGAUGAAUCAAGCCUAUCAGGUGAGAGUGCGGCUGUGAAUGUUGAUCAAGAGAAGCCUUUUCUUCUAUCAGGGACGACAGUGCAAGAUGGUUCUGCUAAGAUGCUGGUGACAUCCGUUGGUGUGAGGACUGAAUGGGGAAGAUUGAUGGAUACUCUGAACGAAGGGGGAGAUGAUGAGACACCACUCCAGGUCAAACUAAAUGGGGUUGCUACCAUUAUUGGAAAGAUAGGUUUGUGUUUUGCAGUAGUCACAUUCAUGGUUCUCACGGGCAGGUUUUUGUGCGAGAAAAUAGCUCACCAUGAGAUCACAAAAUGGUCGCUAAAUGAUGCAUCUAGCCUUCUCAAUUUCUUUGCCACUGCUGUCAUCAUAAUAGUUGUGGCAGUUCCUGAGGGGCUUCCUUUGGCAGUCACACUAAGCCUUGCAUUUGCAAUGAAGAAAUUGAUGAAUGACAAGGCACUAGUAAGGCACCUCUCAGCAUGCGAGACAAUGGGUUCUGCUGGUUGUAUUUGCACUGAUAAAACCGGGACUUUGACUACAAACCACAUGGUUGUGGACAAAAUAUGGAUUUGCCAACAAACUAAGGUCAUUAAUAUCGGCAACAGUGAAAAUGUGUUCAAGUCCUCAGUUUCCGAACACAUAUUUGAUCUCCUUUUGCAAUCCAUAUUCCAGAACACUGGCUCAGAGAUAGUCAAAGGGCAAGAUGGAAGGAACAAGAUCAUGGGUACUCCCACAGAGUCCGCGUUGCUGGAGUUUGGCUUGCUUUUAGGAGGUGAUUCCAAGUUUUAUAACGACAAGUAUAAAAUAGUGAAGGUUGAGCCUUUCAAUUCAAUCAGAAAAAAGAUGUCAGUGCUGGUGGCUCUUCCCGAUGGCACCAACACCAAGUAUCGAGCAUUCUGCAAAGGAGCCUCAGAAAUAGUUCUGAAAAUGUGUCAAAAAGUUGUGAAUGCAGACGGCAAAGUCGUCCAAUUGAACGAACAACAAAGGAAUAGCGUCACAGAAGUUAUCAGUGGUUUUGCUUCUCAGGCUCUGAGAACACUCUGCAUUGCCUUCAAGGAUAUUGAAGGAUCUUCUGGAAGUGAUAGUAAUAGUAUUCCUGAGGAUAAGUACACGUUGAUAGCUAUUGUUGGGAUCAAGGAUCCAGUGAGGCCUGGAGUAAAAGAAGCUGUUAAGACUUGCUUAGAAGCUGGCAUUGUCGUUAGAAUGGUGACUGGUGACAACAUAAAUACCGCUAAAGCAAUAGCCAGAGAAUGCGGCAUAUUGACAGAUGGAAUAGCAAUAGAGGGACAAGAUUUCAGGAACAAGAGCCCCCAAGAAUUGAUGAACAUAAUACCAAAAAUACAGGUAAUGGCCCGAUCCUUGCCUCUUGACAAGCACACCUUAGUGAAACAUUUGAGGAAUGAUUUUAAUGAGGUUGUGGCAGUAACUGGUGAUGGGACCAAUGAUGCUCCAGCUUUGCAUGAGGCUGAUAUUGGACUUGCUAUGGGUAUUGCAGGGACAGAGGUUGCCAAAGAGAACGCGGAUGUGAUUGUAAUGGAUGAUAACUUCACAACCAUAGUGAAUGUUACCAGAUGGGGCCGUGCUGUUUAUAUUAAUAUACAAAAGUUUGUCCAGUUCCAGUUAACAGUUAAUGUUGUUGCUCUCAUGCUGAAUUUUGUUUCAGCAUGCGUGUCAGGCUCAGCUCCUCUUACUGCUGUUCAAAUGCUUUGGGUAAACAUGAUCAUGGACACCCUGGGAGCAUUGGCACUGGCUACAGAACCUCCUCAUGAUGGGCUGAUGAAGAUGCCACCUAUUGGAAGGAACGCCAAAUUCAUCACCAGGGUCAUGUGGAGGAACAUAAUAGGUCAGGGCAUAUACCAAAUUAUUGUCCUUUUGGUUCUCAAGUUUCGUGGGAAACAGAUUCUCAACCUUAAUGGACCGGAUGAUGCUACCUUACUUCUCAAUACCGUCAUAUUCAACACCUUUGUAUUUUGCCAGGUAUUCAACGAGAUAAACAGCCGUGACAUGGAGAAGGUUAAUGUUUUACAAGGCAUGUUGAGCAGCUGGGUUUUUCUGAUGGUGAUGGCCGCAACUAUAUGCUUUCAAGCCAUAAUAGUUGAAUAUUUGGGUGCUUUUGCUCAAACAGUGCCACUGAGCAGGGAGUUGUGGUUAACAAGCGUGAUGAUUGGUGCGGUAAGUAUAGUUGUAGGUGCUAUCCUAAAGUGCAUUCCAGUUCCAUCCAGUAACUACGUUGCCACGCACCAUGAUGGCUACGAGCAACUUCCCAGUGGACCAGAGCUCGCAUGAAUACGAUAGAUUGGAUUAUGCAGUUCACUUUUUAAGCUUUGAUCACAAUUUUGAUUCUUUUUUUUUCAAACCCUUCAAGAAAGAUAUACCAUAUAUAACUUGUCAUCGUUGGUUGUCUUUAAUUUUAGACUUCGACUCUUCUCACCAUCCUAUUCUUUAACUUCUGCCCUCAUUUUUUUCUCUGUCUCAUUUGUUGGGUGCUCUGUCAUUCUCGAUUUUGAGUAUGAUAUCAUCCAAAUUCCUCAACCAACCCCCCCUUUCCUUUCACUCUUUCGGAGGAUGAUUUUUGUCUGUAGUGAAAACAUUAAUUUGCUAGUAAACAUGUACCGGACCGAAAUUACGAGGUUAAGUUUAAAAAGUCUUACUUAUCGUCAACUUAUUAUAUGGUCGGAUUAUUGUUCAAAGUUAAUAGUUUUUUUUAUGAAUAAUGUUAUUCUUCUAAUA
Glycine soja is the source of this 3732-nucleotide messenger RNA. Its product is annotated as putative calcium-transporting ATPase 11, plasma membrane-type. The record is from RefSeq and is a predicted model, not a curated record. The transcript has 7 exons. Gene Ontology annotation, molecular function: calmodulin binding; ATP hydrolysis activity; P-type calcium transporter activity. Gene Ontology annotation, cellular component: intracellular membrane-bounded organelle; membrane. Gene Ontology annotation, biological process: calcium ion transmembrane transport. Bases 163 to 3288 code for a protein of 1041 amino acids. NCBI's taxonomy places the organism in Eukaryota, Viridiplantae, Streptophyta, Magnoliopsida, Fabales, Fabaceae.